ACAAGUUGUCAGUUGAGCUUAUUUCAAAACAGUUAAAUAAACUAAAAACUUAAGAAUUUCGGGAUAAAUAUCGUAAAAAAUCGUGUGCAUGUUGUGUAUGUUAUAGUAAAUUGCUAUUGAAUAUAGAGCUAGGGCUCAAAACCAACGCUGACUGAACAAAAAACACAAUGGAUAUAAACGAAGGUACUACUGCUGAUGAUCUAUGGACCCCAUUCAAGGAGCUGGUGUCUGUGGUGGAGGGCUACCUUGCACAUGAAGGCAAGGGUGCCCCCUAUGCAGUCCACACAUUUGAAACAGUACUGAGACGGCACAAGCAAACUUUUCUGUCACUGUUCAAAAACCCUGCAAAGAAUGCCAGUAGUCGGGAAGAGAUUAGACGAGGCAUUACUGAGGGAGUCACCCUCCCUAGUAUUGGAAGGACACUCCUCUCUAAAGAGCUGGUGGAAGAGGCUAUCAUCAUAUCAGAUAUGUACAAUGUAAGCGAGUACCUCGCCCUGGAGCUUCUACACACGGCGCAGCGCCAGUCGCCGCGGCACCCGGGCCUGCCGCGCGGCCUCGUGGCCGUGCUACUCUACUACGAUGGCAGGAGGGCACUAGUACAGGCCCUUAAGGAACUUGUCAUGGCUAGAGAUGGUGUCUGCUGGUCAAUCAAUGCUCGCGAAGAGAUAAUCUCGUAUGUGUCCCGCUACGUGGAGCAGUUGAUAUCAGAUGGGUUGCUAAGCAAUGCUCUUGAUUCUCUCCGCCGCUUCACUCUAGAAGUGGAGAUGGAACUGCUACAGAACAACCGCGCGCUGCCUCCAGGCAGACACCAUGUUACUCUCGUCAGUACCAUUGAGACUACUAGAAAACUGCUGGCUGGAGUGGUGUUUGCAGCCUCAGCACAGAAAGGACUCAGCAGAGAUAUCAUAUUGAGGAUUAUAGCAGAGCAAACUACGUCGCCGACGCAAGGUCCAACCGGUGCACUCGACGAGAUCUCCCUCGCCUUACAAAUGGCUCUACUGUAUGCAUUGGAUUUAUCAGUAUUACACAGACGUGAAGAUGGCGAAGAGUUAGCUAAAAAGCUGCCUCUCAUCCAAGAUCCGGAGCUGAUCUCCGUGCUACUGGAUGAGCUGUCUGGAACACCAGCUGAGCAGGGCCGAGGGGCCGGAGUCAGGGCCCUUUGUCAACUGUCUUUGGGAUUAGCACUCGCGGCCUUGAAGAGGGCGCCACAGUCGUUAUUGCGGCGGACUAACUCUCCUCAUCUCAAAUGUGAAUUGCUGGAUCAGGAUGAAAUGCUGGUCGAUGCUGCUAUUGAUGGCAAGGUGUUCGAGUAUCUGGACGAGGCCAUCCUUUCGACAGACUUUGUGGCGAAGGAGGAGUAUUACCAGCGCCGCAUUCACACACUCAUCACAGAUUUCAUUGUGCUCAUGCACUCCAAGCUCAUGGAGAUGAGGGUCAAGGCGGACGAGGCGGCGCGCGCGGUGUCGAUGUACGCGGCGGAGGGGCUGGCGGCGCCGGCGGGCGCGGGCGCGGGGCGCACGCGGCUGGACGCGCUGCUGCGCUGCGUGGAGCGGCUGUACGCGCGCGACCCGCUGCGGCUGCGGCGCCAGUACUGGGACGCGUGCGGCGGGGGCGCGCGGGGCGCGGGCCGGGCCGCCACGCUCUACAAGUUCGUGCGCCUGUCGGGCGAGGUGCUCUGCGGCGCGCUGCUGGCGGGCUACCUGCGCGCGCUGGCCAGCCUGGCCGUGCCCAAGCACACCUGGGCGCUGCUCGCCAAGCGGGACGCGCUCUCCGCGUACCAUCUGCUCACUGCACUCGCCAGAUACCACAGCAACCUACGUGCAGACCCAGCACCGUUCUCAGAACACGCGCACGCGUCAUCACUGGGCGCGUCCGCUAUCGUGACACCAGCUGCGCGACCCGGGAAAAUGCUAGUCCGGCAGGAAGAGGUAGAAGCACUGAUAGCAGCGCUAAAGUUAAUAGCAAGCGUCGCGCGUGAGGACCACGCUGCCUGCGCAGCUAUAUGCGAGAACCUGCAGUGGGAUGCUGUCAACGUCAUGUUUGGUCUGAUCUGUUGCCACAUCCCACUGCAGCUGAAGGCAGAGCUGUGCCUGACACUAGCAGCGCUGGGCAGUACUCCCGCCACGGCUGGCAGGGUCUGGGCAGCGCUGGAGGCUGCCCAACUCGUCGCCACCAGCAAUGAAAAGAGGGCCCUCAAUGCUGAGCUACACGAGGUGGAGUGUCGUAUGGAAGAGUACCCGUUGUCCCGCGCGUUCCUAGUGCUGCUAGAGUCGCUGUGCGCGGCGGCCCCGCUGCCCCGCGCGCUGGGGGCGGGCGCGCGGCCGCCGGGGCUCGACCCCUACGUGGAGCACGUGCUCAACCGCCUCGCCUUGCCCGCGCCGCACAGACCCUACGCCAAGCCUACUGAGAAGUGGCAGAUGCUGUCUCUCUGCUUCCGUCUGUUCGCGCGUUGGCUGGAGGCGUACGAGCCGUCCCCGUCGGACUUCCCUGCGCCGGGUCGCGAGGCGGACACGAACCCUCCCCCCGGGUUCCGCCUGCUGCUGCAGCUGCACACCAAGUCCGAGCUGCUGCGACUACUGCUCACCACGCUCGAGGAGGCGCACGACUUGCUCGAAAAGCACCCCCAGCCCGCUACCGAGUUCGCGGAGCUUGCGUUGGAGAGCUGCCUGCAGGUGGUGGAGCGCGCGCUGGGGCUGGAGCGGGCGCUGCUGGCCGCCGCCGCCGACGCGGGCCGCGCGCUCAUGCUCGUGCCGCUCUCCAAGCUUAUACUCGCCCCGGAGGGCGCGGAGGGCGCGUGUCCGCUGGUGACGUGUUGCCGCGUGGUGUCGGCGGUGAGCACACGCGCGCGUGCGGCGGCGCGCGCGGUCGCGCUGUUGCUGCGCGCGCUGCGCCCGCCCGCCGCCGUCACGCACCAUCACGCACUCGCCGCAGAGAUCAGAUACGGCUUUGUGGAGUGUUUGGAAGCAGAAGAAUGGAGCGAGCCAAGCGUGCAGGCGGAGGGCGCGGGCGAGGCCGGCGAGGGCGUGGUGGAGGGCGCGGAGGGCGGCAACUACGUGCGGCAGGCCAAGGAGGGCGUGCUGCUACUGCUGCAGCAUGUACUGCCCACGGCGCCUCCCAACCUCGCGCACUUCCUGCUCGGAUAUAAUCUCUCCGAUGAUGUGAGUCGCAGUUCCCUGAACGAGGCGGGCGCGGCCGGGUACCCGCGCACGUGCCUACACUCCAUACUCGACAUACUGGAGCAACACAUCGCCUCGCACAACCGGGAAGCGAACAACCUAGUGGAGAGUUGCUACCGGCUGGUGUACUGGCUGUGUGCGCGACCCAACACCUCGGCUCCCAUACUGCGGUUCCUGAGGACCAGGGACUACUUCCUGUCCAGGCAUGUCAAGGCUACUAUUGAUCUCAAGAAUGCGUCAGUGGUGUCGCUGUCGGCGCGGUCGUGGGUGGUGCGCGCAUGCGCGUGCGAGGCGGGCGCGGCGGCGGCGGGCCGCCAGCACGCCGCGCUCUCCGCGCUGCUCACCGCGCUCACGCACACCGCGCACCAUCCCACGCAGGAAUGGGAAUGGUGCCUACUUCGGCGGACACUGGAAGAGUUGCCGGUGAGCGUGGAGCCGGUGGUGGAGCCUCGCUGGGAGCUGUUCCAGGCGCAGCAGCUACGACAGGCUAUAGCGUCCUGCGACCUACCUACUGGCUUAGGAGGAAAACGAAUCAGUGUGUCGCGAGUGCAUGCGCUUCUGACCCGUGAGUUAGCUGCACUGCAUGCCACCGCGCCGCAGAGGAAUCUCGUCGCUACCGAAAUACAGAAGGUGCUGGACUACGUGACUGAAGUGAACAGACAGCGCAACCUAGCGGCGACGCUGACGCACUACUAUGACUCAUGGCGCCAACUCACUGAGAUAUUAUUCUGCGUGGCGCCACACGACAUCCUUCCGCUGGAGUCACGCAAGAACUUACUCCUUAACAUCCUACAGGACUUGCUUAACAAGAUCCCACCAGCUGAAGUAUUGCCACAACUCGGCAACCUGGCCUCCGGAACAGUCCUACUCCUUCUAGUCAACCUCCGACACUGCUAUCUCCUACAAAAAAGAGAGACCAACCAAAAAUCCUCAGAAUUCGAAAUGAGCUUCUUCGGCCCCUCAAACCAGAUUAUGCAGACCAACUCUCUAACUUUGAAGUUCAUUUUACACAAGAUUUUGUCCUGGAUUCUCGUGUCUGGUGGAUCUACUCAGAAGAUGAGGGUCAAUCUCUAUGGAGCAUUGUUGAACUACUUGAAUAUUGUCAAUUUGAAGACUAGUCCGGCUGACCCUGAGGAAGAGAAUAUGCCCACUACUUACGUGAGUAGGCUGGACAGUUCUAAAGCUCGGCCUAGCAGGGAAGAAUCAGCGUUGAAGUCGAUGGUGAUAGAUGUGAUCAGUGACUUUGGUGAGAACCUGUGCUCGAUAGUGUGUGGGGACUGUAUCGGGGCGGGGCACGACGUCUGCCGCAUGGUGGCGCUGGCGUGCCUCGACACUCUCAUAGAGAUCAACCCGCGGACUGACUGGGUCAACACGCUCACCAACCAGGGGUACCUGCGGAGCCUGAUCGAUAGUUUAUUGCAAGACGAUGAGGGGCUCAAAGAGACUCUAGAACCAAACCCGAAGUCGCUGCGCGUGCUAUACGUGUACGAGUCGAAGAUGGGUCUGCUCCUGAAGCUGGCGGGGACCCGCGCGGGCGCGGAGACGUUGCUGGCGCAGGGCGCGCUGGCCUGUCUCGCGGGGCUCAGCGCCCUCGCCGCGCACCCCGACAUACACACUGGGUACGCCUCGCACAAGGAUACUGAGUUUGUGCCCAGUGUUGCCAACAGGUUCCGUCAGAUCCUGGUCCCCGCGCUGUCGCUAUGCGACGCGCUGCUGACGACGCUGGGCCCGCAGAACCACAGCUGCGUGCUACACGUCACGCACGCUCUGCUCAGCCACGUCGAGUGCAUCGACGCCGUGCUCAGAGCAGCACACCCGAACUCUCCAGUAGAACUACUAAUAGAAGUGGAAGCCAUAACGUCAGUGAUAGGGCGGGCAUCAAACCGCGAGGUGUUUGGUGGCGCGGUGGCGGUGGAGCCCACAGCGCUGCAGGCGAGCGCGGCGGCCGCGCAGCGCGUGCGCUGGCUCAUGCUGGCCCUGCUCGGCAGGUUCCACCGUCCCGCCACCGACCUGCCUGACCAGAACAACUCCAACCUUCUAUACUAUAAGAUCGUAUGCAAUCUACUGACGUACGCGCGCAACAUAAUGUGCGACUCGUCGGGUCGUUGCGUGGGGCUGGCGGGGGCGGAGGGGGGCGCGGGGGGCGCGGGGGCGGAGGCGGGCGGCGCGGCGCGACUGCUGGCGCUGCUGCAGCACCUGGCGCGCGCACACGCACACCACGACAAGCUGCUGGCCACCACGCGCCACCAGCUGCACAACCUGCCCACCAUGAGCCUCGACGACAUGCGCAAGUUACUGCCUGAAGAGUCAUCGUCCCUGUCCCCGGUGGAGUGCCGCAGUCGCGCGGUGUCGGUGCUGGGGGCGCGCGUGCGCACGCGGCGCGCCGAGCUCGGCGCCUGCGCACACGCACUCGACUGCGCACUACAUCUGCUCUGGGCACAUACUAGGGUACUACUGCGGGCCGGCCUACCUACUGAUGAUAAUGAUAACUCGCUAUUGAACGCGACGGGCGCGUGGCGUGGCAGUGGGGAUGACCUGCCCGAACUUCGCAAGGAACUCAUCGCAGUGUUCAACGACAGGUUCACCGAACAACUGCUAGAUACUACCAAGGUGAGAACUUAAAAAUGAUGAAUGCACAAUUUUAUUACGAGAAACCAUGCUUCGGUACGACUUGGUCGGAUUCACUGGAGUUAAACACGGCCUCACCGAAUUAUCUUCAUUACCGAACCCAUAGUCAUCAUCAAUCUUAUAAUCAACAGCAUUCUCGUCAAGAGGGAUGAUGAAUAUGAUUAUACUCCGUGAUGGAAUCUGUGAUCGUAUCUUUGAUCAUUUUAAUGAAAUUGAUGAUAACGUUUAAGAUGAUGAUGAUAGUGGUGACGAAGAGAUCGUUAAUGAUCUUUAGAGUAGUGAUUGUUGAUGAUGAAGAAAAUAAUGAAUAUGAUGUUGAUAGUGAUCAGAAUUAUGAUGAUGUAUCCUAAUUUCCAGAACCAGCCACAAGUGCAGCGCAGUUUCUUUGAGCUCCUGGUGAAGGAUAUCAAGACGAUGGUGCAGUUCUCCCCGCUCUGAUCUAAUCAUGUUACUACUAAUUACGUUAUGUUAACUAAACUAUGAUGUCUCGUUCGAUAAUAAAUUUAUUUUGUAAUUAAA
Molecule: messenger RNA, 6323 nt
Organism: Spodoptera exigua (beet armyworm)
Lineage: Eukaryota; Metazoa; Arthropoda; Insecta; Lepidoptera; Noctuidae
Source: the annotation of a GenBank genome assembly